UUUCGUUUUCCCCCUUCUUCACUUCACUACCAGCGAAGCUGCAACGGAGGAAACGAGGAGCCAGAAGGAGCAACGAAAUAAGCGUGGAAUUAUUCUCGCACAUUAACAGAAGGAAAGAAGAGUCCUCCGUCUGUCGUCCCAUGCUCCUGUAGUGCAUUCCCUCACAGAGUGUUGGAGAUAUCAUGGAAACUGAAUGAUGAGGAGUUUUGGGCUGGACAGCAGCUGACGGACUGAACCAUGGCUCAGUUUCCCUCGCCCUUCGGAGGGGGGUCGGAUACAUGGGUAAUAUCUGUGGACGAGAGAACCAAACAUGACCAGCAGUUCCACAGUUUGACCCCCACACCUGCUGGCUUCAUCACAGGUGACCAGGCAAGGAAUUUCUUUCUGCUAUCGGGUUUACCUGCCCCCAUCCUCGCCCAGAUAUGGGCCCUGGCCGACAUGAACAACGAUGGAAAGAUGGACAUGCAUGAAUUUUCCAUCGCAAUGAAGCUGAUUAAAUUGAAGCUGCAGGGUCACCCCCUCCCUCCUUCACUGCCCACCUCCAUGAAGCAGUCACCCCUCACCAUACCCCCGCAGCCCCCUUUUGGGAUGCCCAGUAUGGGGACAAUGCCAGGCCUGCCAGCAGUGCCGCCCAUGCCCCUGCCCCCUCUGCCCCCAGGAGUGCCGGGAGUAGGCGUGUCUCCACCACUGGUAUCAUCAGUGACCCCAGCGGUACCAUCUCUUGCUAACGGAGCACCCGCUAUGAUACAACCCAUGAGUGGAUUCUCACAUCCAGCUUCGUUCAAUCGUUCCAGUAUCAAGCUACAGAAGGGCCAGUCUGUAGAGGCACCCAGUGCUCCGGCUGCUCCUCCACCCACUGACUGGGCCGUGCCUCAGUCCUCUCGGCUCAAGUACCGCCAACUCUUCAACAGCCAUGACAAAAUGAUGAGCGGUUAUCUCACAGGUCCACAAGCCAGAACUAUUCUAAUGCAGUCCAGUCUGCCACAGGCCCAGCUGGCAACCAUCUGGAACCUGUCAGAUAUAGACCAGGACGGAAAGUUGACUGCAGAAGAGUUUAUUCUGGCCAUGCACUUAAUUGACAUGGCCAUGUCUGGUCUGCCUCUUCCCCCUUUAUUGCCCCCUGACUUCAUACCUCCAACAUUCAGGAGAGUGCGUUCUGGAAGUGGAGUGUCGGUGACCAGUAUUCACCCGACAGACCCACGGUCUCAGGAUGAGCCAGAGGAGGAGGAAAAAGAGGCAGAGAGAAAACUUCCAGUCACAUUCGAGGAUAAGAAACGAGAGAACUUUGAGCGUGGAAACCUGGAGCUGGAGAAACGUCGGCAGGCACUGCUGGAGCAGCAGAGGAAAGAGCAGGAGCGACUGGCGGCCCUGGAGAAAGAGGAGCAAGAGAGGAAGGAGAGAGAACGACUGGAGCAGGAGAGACGCAGACAGCAGGAGCUGGACAGACAACUGGAGAGACAGAGAGAGCUGGAGCGACAGAGGGAGGAGGAGAGACGCAAGGAGAUCGAGAGAAGAGAGGCUGCUAAGCGGGAGCUGGAGCGUCAGCGACAGUUAGAGUGGGAGAGAACACGCAGACAGGAACUGCUCACCCAGAGAAACAGAGAGCAGGAAAAUAUCGUCCUGCUCAAAGCACGGAAGAAAACACUUGAGUUUGAACUGGAGGCCCUGAAUGAUAAGAAGUCACAGUUGGAGGGUAAACUGCAAGACAUUCGUUUCCGUCUCUCAGCUCAGAGGCACGAGAUCGAGAGCACCAAUAAGACGCGAGAGCUCCGCAUUGCUGAGAUCACUAGCCUGCAACAGCAGCUGCAGGAGUCUCAGCAGUGGUUGAGUCAGUUGAUUCCUGACAAACAGUGUCUGAAUGACCAGCUGAAGCAGGUUCAGCAGAACAGUCUGCACAGAGACUCUCUGUCUAGUCUUCAGAGGGCCAUUGAAAUGAAGGAAUCCACUAAACAGCAGCUGAGAGAACAGCUGGACGCUGUGGAGAAGGAGACACGUUCCAAACUAUUGGAGAUAGACGCCUUCAACACACAGCUGAAGGAGCUGAGAGAGAUCCACAACAAACAACAGAGGCAGAAACAAAAGGGGCUGGAGGCUGACAUCACCCAGCCGUCACAUGGCAGGAAGUCCACAGAACUGCAAGAGUCUAGGUUGUCAGGGACAGAGGAUGGUGUGUCUCCUGCAUGGAGAGAUGAUGGGGUGGGUAAAGCGCCCACUCCUCCUGUGUCUCAGGCUUGGAUAAGCCAAGUGAGUGAAGAGGAGAACCACAGCAGAGCCGAAGUACAUGAAAACCUCUCCAAACUCCUCCCACAGCAUCCGCAAUCAGGGAAACUACAGGCUCCGUUCCCGUGGUCUAUGGCAGAUAAGAUUCCAGUGUCUGGCUUUAAUCAGGAGAAUGUAAAGGUGGUCUACUAUAGAGCACUGUAUCCCUUUGAGGCCCGCAGUCAUGAUGAGAUCACCAUCCAUCCUGGAGAUAUAGUGAUGGUGAAGGGAGAGUGGGUGGAUGAGUCUCAGACAGGUGAACCUGGAUGGUUAGGAGGAGAGAUUAAAGGGAAGACUGGCUGGUUCCCUGCCAAUUAUGCAGAGAAGAUUCCAGAAUCUGAAGUUCCUCUUAGUUUGAGGGCUAGCGCUUCUUCUAGUCCCUCCCCUAAAUUGGGUUCCCAUAUGUCCUCUGCUUCUUCAUCGACCACAGCCACACCUGUGCAGCCAGUCUCCGCAGAGUCUGCAACGAUAGCCCCGCCCUCCUCAGCCCCUGCCCUUCCAGGCCCCGCCUCCUCCUCUUCCUCAGCAUCCAGUAACUGGGCAGAUUUCAGCACUACAUGGCCAACUAAUUCCACUGUGGAGAAGCAGGACAGUGAUGGAUGGGAUGCAUGGCCAACCCAGCCCACUCAGCCGUCCCUGUCCGUGCCCAGUGGAGGGCAGAUCAGACAACGCUCUGCUUUCACCCCGGCAACCCUCUCCGGCUCCUCACCCUCACCUGUGCUCGGCCAGGGUGAAAAGGUGGAGGGUCUGCAGGCGCAGGCUUUGUAUCCAUGGAGAGCCAAGAAAGACAAUCAUCUAAACUUUAACAAGAAUGACGUGAUCACCGUCCUGGAGCAGCAGGAUAUGUGGUGGUUUGGGGAGGUUCAAGGGCAGAGAGGAUGGUUCCCCAAAUCUUACGUCAAACUCAUCUCUGGGCCCGUCCGGAAAUCUAUGAGUAUUGAGUCUGGCUCUUCGGACAGCCCUCCCAGUGUUAAGAGACCCAGCCCAUCUCCAAACAAACCCACAGAUCUUGGAGAAGAGUAUGUGGCCAUGUAUACAUAUGAAAGCAGUGAGCAGGGUGACUUGACCUUCCAGCAAGGUGAUGUCAUCACGGUCACAAAGAAAGAAGGAGAUUGGUGGACCGGCACUGUGGGCGGGAAGACUGGAGUCUUCCCCUCUAAUUAUGUCAAACCUAAAGAAUCUGAGGGUUUGGGAUCUGCUGGAAAAACAGGAAGUUUAGGGAGGAAACCAGAGAUUGCCCAGGUGAUUGCUCCUUACACAGCCACCGGGGCAGAGCAGCUCACCUUAGCACCUGGCCAGCUCAUUCUCAUUCGCAAGAAAAACCCAGGAGGAUGGUGGGAAGGAGAACUUCAGGCAAGAGGAAAGAAGCGUCAGAUUGGCUGGUUUCCAGCUAAUUAUGUAAAAUUAUUGAGCCCCUGUACCAGUAAGACCACACCCACAGAGCCCAACCCACCCAAGCUGCCAACACCCAAUGCAGUGUGCCAGGUGAUUGGCAUGUAUGAUUACACGGCUCAGAACGAUGAUGAGCUGCCUUUCGGGAAAGGCCAAAUCAUCAAUGUUUUGAGCAAAGAGGAUCCUGAUUGGUGGAAGGGAGAGCUGAAUGGUUCCAUUGGCCUUUUCCCAUCAAACUACGUCAAGCUGACCACCGACACAGAUCCCAGCCAACAAUGGUGUGCCGACCUCCACCUGCUUGACAUGCUGACCCCAGUGGAACGGAAGAGGCAGGGUUACAUACAUGAGCUUAUUGUUACAGAGGAGAACUAUGUCAAUGACCUGCAGCUAGUCACUGAGACGUUCCAGAAGCCUCUGCUGGAGUCGGAAUUGUUGACUGAGAAGGAGGUGGCCAUGAUCUUUGUCAACUGGAAAGAGCUGAUCAUGUGCAACAUUAAACUGCUCAAGUAUGCCACCUACUGAUUAACACAGAGGAAAUCCUGACUCCAUCAUUAGU
Cyprinus carpio (common carp) is the source of this 4207-nucleotide messenger RNA. Its product is annotated as intersectin-1-like. NCBI's taxonomy places the organism in Eukaryota, Metazoa, Chordata, Actinopteri, Cypriniformes, Cyprinidae. Gene Ontology annotation, cellular component: clathrin-coated pit; presynaptic membrane; plasma membrane. The transcript is spliced from 31 exons. Gene Ontology annotation, molecular function: molecular adaptor activity; protein binding; guanyl-nucleotide exchange factor activity. The record is from RefSeq and is a predicted model, not a curated record. Bases 238 to 4173 code for a protein of 1311 amino acids. Gene Ontology annotation, biological process: endosomal transport; clathrin-dependent synaptic vesicle endocytosis.